AUGAGCGCCUUGCCGCCGCCGCCGCGGCCGCCGCUGCUGCUGCUGCUCGCUCUCCUGGCCGCGCCCGCCGUCCUCGCUCGCAGAGCCGAGUCCGCCUCGGCCUCACAGCCCGAAGCGGAGCACCAGCCUCCGCCCAGCCCGGGGAAUGUCACCCGGUUGGGAUCUGGCGUGGCGGGCGGGGGCGGCUCCAACAGCAGCGGCGACGCUGUGGUGACCCGUCUCUCCAGCCUGCUGCGUGACCUGCCCACGCUGAAGGCGGCGGUGAUCGUGGCGUGCGCCUUCAGCGCGCUGCUCAUCGCCUGCCUGCUGCUGCGCGUCUUCAGGUUGGGAAAGAGGUUGAAGAAGACCCGCAAGUAUGACAUCAUCACCACUCCUGCUGAGCGUGUGGAGAUGGCCCCACUGAAUGAGGAGGAUGAUGAGGACGAGGACGCCACAGUAUUUGACAUCAAGUAUAGAUAAAACUUUUCGGGCGCGUCGGCAUCCUGGGGGAAGCUGGUCGGCUGCAGCCUGGGAUAUGAAGGUCUGGGCACCGUCUCUCACCUGAGGUGUUGAAACCAAACCCAAAGUUAUUUAUGAAGCUCUGGCUCCACUCUGUGUGUCCAGCAACUGCUUGGAAUGUCACCAUCAAGCUUGCCCCCUGUCGCCCCAGCCACCCCUGGAUGCCCCUUUGAAAUGCUCUUUGCCCUCCUUCCUUGAGGGGUUUUCUACCUUUCUAAGAGGUGAAGAUGGGAACAUCAAUUUCAAAGAAUUUUUCUACAACUGUAAUAAUAGUAAGGCUACAAUUAGGAGGAUUAAUAAUUUUAAGAAGCAGGGCGAGGGAGAUAGCUUAGCUCAUAACCUGAUUACCUUAUGAGCAGGGGACAUGAGUUUUGUCCCUAGAGCUCACAUUAAAAUAAAUCAAAACUAGUGUGAUGGCCCACACCUCUAGUUCAGUACUGGGGAGAGAGGUGAAUCCCUGGGGUUGACUGCUCAGCCAGCCUAGCCUAAUGAGCAAGUUCCAGUGAAGACACCUGGUCACAGAAACGUUGGAUGACUCCAGAGGGACAAUGCCCAAGGUUCGUUUCUGGCCCCUACACGUGUUUACCAGCAUAGACACAGACAGACAGACAGACACACACACACACACAGCCCCUAUAUCCCUCAAAAGCCUGAAGGACCUUCAGAUGCACUUAGGAGAAUCCUGACAUUUUGUUCUCCCAAAUCUUUCCAUCAUCAUCAAAUCUGGCUUUUUUUGGGGGAUAGCUAUGUGAUAUUUCAGAGUGGACAUCCAAGUUCCUCACCCCACCUCACCCUUUCUAAGAGGUUCGGCAUAAAUAGCUAUGGCUAUUCCACAAACCAAUUUCCAAUUUUUUCAGGGAUCAGACCACGUGGGUGAGUGUGUGUAUGGAUGUGUAUACCUAUUUCUCUUCUCAUGGGAAUGGACAGUGCCAGGCAGCUUUUGGUCGUGUUUGUGUGUGUGUGUGUACUAGAAAAAUGUUCCUUUGUCCUGCCUCAGUGCUGUGUUGUCUGCCUUAGGAACGUAGUGCUAAGAAGAAAUCACUGUGGUAAUUUAAAUGAAUGGUAGCUGAAAAGGAAGAAACAAAGAACUUUGUCAGGGACCCUGUUGGAAGUCAGUCCAGGCUAGGCCGAACUAGACUCCUGGGCCCACGCGCCUAGCCUGGGAGCGGGGUACCCAGGGAUGCCCUGAGGAAACAGGUCCCAGACUGGCUGCUCAGGUUAGUGGAGGCCUCCCGUUGGCUUCCCCCCAGUUUCUGUAGCUGGUAUGCAAAUCUAAUAGUAGUGCCUUUGGGAUCCUAGGAAUGGAGUAUGUCUGAAAAGGUGGCCGCCGUUACCGCCUUGUUUCCUUUUCUGUCUUUGUUCUAAGGUUUGUGUACUUGUCUGUUUGAUGCCCUGCUCCGUUGCUUUGGAUGAAAACCCCUACCUUGGCCAGCUCUGCCCUACCGUCAGACUUUACAGUCCCUGACUGGGGCUGGGGUGGUGGCAGUAGGUGGAAAGGGCCACCCUGGCUCCGGAGCCUGGCUGGGCACGGGUGCUUUGCAACCCCGACCCAUCGUGAGGGGUGCUGUUCUUCUGGGCUCCCUUUAUCUUGCUUCUCAGUUGACUUCUCUCAACCUUCUGCCCUGUUGGCCAGAGGGGUGGGGCUGGAAACAGAGCAGGUGGCUCACUCCCCUCACUGGGUACUCACAGCACAGUGGGGAAUCUAGGUAGCUGGCCACCUUGAAGCUGUGCACCCUACCCUCUCAGCCUUGGGAGCUGGGACUGCCACCUGCCAUUCAAGGGUCCCGGGACUACAGCUGAACCUUCUAGAAAAGCUGGAUUCUCCUGCCUUAUGUGUGAACACCAUGGUUCCGGUUGCCAAUCACUCAUCACUGACUCCAGCAAGAAUGGCAGGACAGCAACCUUCCAGAUCCUUGAUGGAACUUCAACACUAUGGGCGCUUAAAUAAAGAUCCUUAAAACAAAC
This is a messenger RNA of Peromyscus eremicus (cactus mouse), 2463 nucleotides long. It is a transcript of the gene Fam174b, whose product is annotated as family with sequence similarity 174 member B. The transcript has 3 exons. The coding region runs from base 1 to 459 and encodes 152 amino acids. NCBI's taxonomy places the organism in Eukaryota, Metazoa, Chordata, Mammalia, Rodentia, Cricetidae. The record is from RefSeq and is a predicted model, not a curated record.